CCACUCUUUUUCCAUACAUACAGAAAAAUUUGGAAGCUAUGGCAAACGAGCAAGCGACUUCCACCAAGAUUCACUACAUUUCAAGUUGUGUGGUUCGACCAUCAUCCCACAACAAAGAAGCAGAAACAGAGCUAGCGUGGCGGCAACGGCUAAUCCAUCUCACUCCUUGGGAUCUCAGGUUGCUCUCCGUAGAUUACAUCCAGAAGGGCAUUCUCCUUCCCAAACCCCCCACCCCCGUCAUUCCCCGCCUCAUAUCCUCCCUCUCGCUCGUCCUCGAUCACUUCUAUCCCCUCGCCGGCCGUCUCGCCACCAUCAAUCACGACACCACGCCGCCAUCUCUCUCGGUCGCCAUCGAAUGCAACGACGAAGGAGCUCAACUCAUCCAUGCCGCCGCCACGGACAUAACCACGGCCGACAUCUUGACCCCUCGCUUUAUCCCCAGCAUCAUCAAAUCCUUCUUCCCUCUCAAUGGAGCCAUCAACCACGACGGCCACUCCCUCCCACUUCUCGCCGUCCAGGUCACAGAAUUGGCCGAUGGCGUCUUCGUCGGCUGCGCUCUCAACCAUGUGGUCGCCGACGGCACCUCCUUCUGGCACUUCCUCAACUCGUGGUCGGAGAUCUCCCGAACCGGCGUCCCACAGAUCUCUCGGCCACCCAUGCUCGAUCGCUGGUUCCAGGAAUCAUGCUCGCCUCCCAUCCAUCUACCUGUUUAUAAACGUGAAGACUUCAUUAAGGUAUGUCCAUCAUCUCAUCUCAGUGAAGCUUUCUUCCAUUUCUCUGCACAAACUAUUGCAAAGCUCAAGCUCAGAGCCAACAUGGAGAUGAGCACGGAUCGCAUAUCUUCACUCCAAGCACUGCUAGCUUUUGUAUGGCGAUCGGUGCUUCGUGCUCAAAGGCUUCCACCUAAUGAGAAGACUAGCUAUCGCGUCACAGUAAACUAUCGACCGAGAUUAGACCCACCAUUGCCGGAGGAAUAUUUUGGUAGCACUGCUAUGGGGGUUCCAACGUCGACAGCUUCUGCAGGGGCGGUGUUGGACCGGGGCUUGGGAUGGGCGGCGUCGUUAUUGAACCAGAUGGUGGCCUCCCAGACUAAUGACAUGAUUCGGAAUUGGCUGGAAUCAUGGACUCGGAAUCCCACCUUUCUAUGUGUUAAGGAAGCGAAGGUUGGUACCGUUGUCACAGGUAGCUCGCCGAGGUUUGAUGUCUAUGGGAAUGACUUUGGAUGGGGGAGACCGAUUGCAGUCCGAAGUGGUGCGGCCAACAAGUUGAAUGGAAAGAUAUCCGUCUUUCCAGGAAGUGAAGAAGGGAGCACGGCUUUGGAUGUGUGCCUUUCAUCCCAAGCAAUGAGAUUGUUGCUACAGGACAAGGAGUUCAUGGAAAAUGUUAUGUAAAUUUUAGUUGUUCUUGAUAAGAAAAUUUAACUGAGAUAUUGCUAUGUUGUUGGCAAAGAACAAGUGGAGAUCAUAGAGCUCCGCUCCUCUCAAUAACUUCAGGAAUAUGUAAACAUUUCUGAUAAGUAUUAUUGGCUUAAUGUGAAGUGUAAGAUUUGUCAAGGUUUAUUAUUGUUUUAAAAAUGAUGCA
Elaeis guineensis (African oil palm) is the source of this 1581-nucleotide messenger RNA. RefSeq lists its product as uncharacterized. The record is from RefSeq and is a predicted model, not a curated record. Lineage: Eukaryota; Viridiplantae; Streptophyta; Magnoliopsida; Arecales; Arecaceae.